Marchantia polymorpha subsp. ruderalis is the source of this 1618-nucleotide messenger RNA. The record is from the annotation of a GenBank genome assembly. Lineage: Eukaryota; Viridiplantae; Streptophyta; Marchantiopsida; Marchantiales; Marchantiaceae.
UCGAUGUUAGGGUCCAGCAGAAUUUGUAACAUGACAGUAACUUCUCUCUCGUUGUCUGACCCGUAAAUGACCAUCAACUGGUCGUAAGUGUUUCCAUUCUUCUCUCGUCCAGAUUUCUGCACCCAGCGUUGUCAAGCUUGAAAGGCGAUUCACAAGUGUCUACGCAUGAGUUCCAGCACACAAUUUUUCUUAUUUGAACCUGCGUGAGAGUUUUCGCUCAGAUCAACUCGCAAGUGACUAUGUUGCUCCCUUCUGAGCUGUUGCAGAUUGCUGAUGCAGAGAUGACGGUCAUAUACAUCAUCCUCUGAAUUUUUUUGUUGCAAUGGUACUCGAAACGGAAAAGAGUCGACCUGGAGAUCCAUGGGAAACUUUACCUAUCGAAUAUCUGAUCAAAGUUCUCAGAGAUCAUGGUCUGCCAGUUUCCACACUUGCAGCAUGUCGUUCAGUCUGUAAAAAGUGGAUGGAAAUCGUUGAUGGUCCUGAUUUACGGAACAAAAUCUGGAAUAAACAUGUCAUUGUCUAUAUUGAUCCUUGUCAUGACGGCACGGCCUUCUUUUGCUGCAGUGAUCAAUGGAUCACAAGGGAUUUUACAUUUGAAUCCAACUGUUUUAUCGCUGCUGAUGGAGGCCUCCUGUGUUUUAAUGAACCUUUUUCAACAGAGUAUGUUCUGUAUAACCCAGUUCCUGAUAAAUUCCUGACCCUGAACGUACCUUAUGAAAUCGAUGCAAUACCUGCGAUCAUUGAUGGUAUGUUCAAACGUACAGUGGUGGGUUUAGUUGUGGACCGAUAUACAAAACACUUCAAGCUGGUUUUGGGAGGAGUUCUAUUCCCAGAUGAGCGCAGAUCCUUGAUUUACGACUCGAAGACCCGCACAUGGUCGUGGCUUCAUCAUCCGUUGCCUGCUAACUUGGAACUGGGCUGGCAAGGAGGGAGAUGUGUAUCAUGCGGUGGAUGUCUGUAUUGGCUCGUAUGGAAUCAUAGGGACCAGAUGAAGGCUCUCUUGAUAUUUGAUCUGCAAGAGGAGAAGUGGAAGGCCUUGUUAGAGAAAUUCGAGAAGGACAAGCCAGGCUGCCUUCAGAUUGCUGCGUAUGAAGGACAUGUGUGCUUACUCGUCAUGGAUUGGUUUCCUCUCGACGGGCUGUUCGAUGGCAGGAGCUAUGGUGGCGCAUUUCUCCGGCAUCCAAUGGUCCGGGCAAUGGAUGGAGCUCUGAUCGGGAGAACUCGAGAACUAUGGGAAGGGGAAGAAGAGCAUGAGUGGAUAACACAGCCGCGGAGAGUGCCGCAAGAGGAAGUGCUGGAAGCUCCGAGAGGAGAGGCUGCGCCUGAAGGUCAAGCAGGAGGAGAGGAGGUGUCGGAAGGCUCAGGAAACGAGGAGGCAGUGGAAUUCCCGGGAGAAGAAUGGCAGCUUUUGGAGCUCCAAGAAAGAUCAAUUUCUUAAUCAGAAUUAUAUAAUUGUCUGAAAAAAUCGAUAGCCAGGAUUGUUCGAAUCUUGAGGAAACUGGAGGCUUUGAAAAUAUUUUCCUCUGCUUGCGUUAUCAUGGUCUUCAACUGUAUAAGUAGUCCUCUACUUGAAGGAAGUUGACUCAUAAACUCAUGACUGGUUGCAUCCUCAAUUGUU